CAGCCCGCUGGAAGGCUGCCGCGUUUGCCUAUGAAAAUUACUUCACAUAUGGAUGGCAUCCUCAAGUGCUGUCCCCGAAAGUCCGAGUCCCUCUGGGACUCGGCGUAGGAGACGGUGCUCAGUGGCUCAGAAUGAGCACGACCACCGAAAGGAGCCAAGAAUCGGAAUACGUCGUUCCCAGUGCUAACUCGCAAGAAGUACAGCCAUCUCCAUUGGCUUUGCUGGCCGCCACGUGUAGCAAGAUCGGCUCCCCAACGGAUUCCCCAGCUGAUGACAGUGGUGGCGGCGAUGGCGCCAAUGGAGACGCCUCGCCCGCCAAAACCAACAGUGCCACCGUGCUCCCAGCAGGAGCGGGUGAACUGGUCGCUCAAUAUGUACAGACACCGACCAUGGGUGUGCUCAACCCGGAUGGCACUGUCACGCCUAUGCCUUCACCUACAGUCAAGGCAGCACAGCAAGCACAACAGGCAGUUUUCUCUCCUGGCACACAGUUUGUGGCACAGGUGACACCAAGUGGCCAGAUAACUUACAAUGCGAUCCCCCAGAUUCAGAACAUCCAGAUUGAUGGACAGGAGGCCAUUUUUAUACCAGCGUCUUUCACCGGUGGUCAGCAGGCCAUUCAACUGACUGGCGGAGGACCCACACUUCUUGCUAACCAGGGCUUCCUGCGUCCACAAGGAUUCACGCAGAAUGUGGCCAUCCGGCAGGGGAAUGUUGUGCAGACACUGCAGCUCCCACUGGCGGCUGCAGCAGCCCCUAUGCAGCAGACUAUACCAGUCCAGGUGCCGAUUUCGACAGGCAACGGCCAGACUGUGUUCCAGACCAUCCAUGUGCCCGUGCAAACGUUACAGGCCGUUGCUACCCCACAGGGAAACAUGCUGGCUUCAGGGCAGCAGCUCGCCGCUGCACAAGUUGUCCAGCAGCUCGCACAGAUGCAACCGCAGAUGGCCCAGCUGACCGCCCAGGGCCAACUGCAGCCGAUCCAAGUCACAGCCACGCCCGCAAACCCCCAGCAGGCAACUCGUCCCCAGCAGCAACAGCAAACAGCGGCAACUCCGACGUCCUGGUCGGGGGCCACCCAGAUGGUGAUGACCUCGACGGGCGAGACCAUCACCACUGCACCACAGAUGACAGCCACCGUCCAGAGUGCCUCCAGUGCUCAGGCGCAGCAGCAGCAGGCCCAACAGAAUGCAGCUGUAGCUGCUCAGGUGCAGGCGCAGGCACUGGCUGUGCAGCUUCCCUCAGGCCAAGUGGUCCAAGGCCAAAUGGGACAGCUGCUAGGUGGUGCAACGUGGUGGCCAAUGGGGACCACUGCCAUCAAUGUUUCAGGCCUGGCUGGUCUUAGAUCACCCAACAUAAUUCAGGUGCAGAGCCUUCCUGGACUCCAAAUGCAAGGGGCAGCUGGUGGAGGAGCAGGACAGACUCAUAUUCUAGGCGGUGGGACCCUUCAAGCACUGGGCAUCACCCCACAGGGCAAUGUUAUUGCUUCUCCUCUGCAGAAUGCUGCACCCCUUAGUCCCUUGCAAACAGUGCAGGCAGCGCUGGCCAAUGGGCAGCUCUUAGCCCAGCAAUUCCAGCAAGAUCCCAAUGACCCAACCAAGUGGCAAGUAGUUACAGCGCAACCCGUAGCAGCUCCCGUGGCCAGCAAUACCCAAACCCACCUUCAAGCUACCGGACAGCAGGUUCAUCUGGUGCAGGCACAAGCCCAAACACUGACUUCAGCCGCAGGAGGCGCAUCUACUCCUGUGACGGAUGGCAGUGGUGGCCUGGAAUCCCCUGACCUGACAGAUGGGGGUGCCUCCCAGGGGGCGAACGAUGGGGCGAGCACCCCAACAGGGGCUGGCAGUAGUGGUGGCAAUGCUGGCCUCAGGAGACUGCGUCGGGUGGCGUGCACCUGCCCAAAUUGCCGUGAGGGUGAAGGCAGGAACAGCGAGAACAAGCGGCGGCAGCAUGUAUGCCACAUUGCGGGCUGCCAUAAAGUUUACGGAAAAACGUCUCAUCUGCGGGCCCACCUGCGCUGGCACACCGGCGAGCGGCCCUUCGUUUGCGAGUGGCUCUUUUGUGGCAAGCGCUUCACGCGCUCUGAUGAACUGCAGCGACACAAGCGCACCCACACAGGGGAAAAGCGCUUCCAGUGUGCUGAGUGCCUGAAGCGCUUUAUGCGCAGCGACCACCUGUCCAAGCACCUCAAGACCCACGUUAGCAAAAAGGGCGCGAUCUCCGGCGUGAGUGCAGUGGCCAACGCAUCACAUGACGACUUUGCCCCGGACUCCUGCGAUUUGGAGAUGUCUGUCGACGUCUCGGACCAUGACCUCUCGAUAAACGAGUCGGCUCUUGCCGAGAACAAUGGCACCACACAUGUCCUUUCCGCUUGAGACUGCGCAUCUUGGCAGUGCUGCACAUCUCAUCACACAUCUGGUUCCUAUUUGCUGUGUUUCCCACAAUCUUUGAAGCUCUUGGCGUGAGGGGCAUGCAUUUGUCGAAUUAUUUGUGCCAUUAGGGCACUCUUGUCUGGAACUCGUGUACCGCACUUUGCCUGUGAUCUGCAUUGGUAGUAUGGUAGGCUUUACAAGCAAUUCUGUGUCACCUGUGUGAUGAAAUGUUCGUUUCAAUGAUAGUUACAGAUAAUCGUUGGUAUAACGAAGUUGGUAAAAUUAUCGAUUUGCUUUGUUACGCUGAAACUUUGCUGCAUUGAGAUUUAAACUUUUAUGCGAAGUAUGGUCACUGAAUAAUUAUUGUUAAAUUCAUGAACGGUCAAAUACUAUGGUAAUAAAAAAACUAAAAAUUUCAAUACAAUUAAACCUUGUCAUGACGAAAUCAAAGGAGCACCAUGAUUUUUUCGUUGUAACUAAUAGUUUAUAUAGCUGUGGUAAGUGUUUACUGCAAAUAGUAUGUACUGUACUGAACCACAAAUGGUUGGUGAAAUAGCAUUUUGCUCAUGCUGUUGCAGAACCAGACCAGCCCAAUCUGGAUAUAAAAAAGAAAAGUCACACCUACUGCAGUUUGAAGUGACGGAUGGGGGCGGGAGGUAGAGGGGAGAAAUAAGUUUAGGAAUGCCAAGUACUCGAUUUUUGUUAUGCACUUGUGACAUCUAUGAUACACAUAGAAGCCAGAAGCAAAUGUGCUUGUGUUCUUGCACUGGCGCUGCCGCUGGUGUUAGGGAUUUUUGAAAUCGGAAGGUCACUCCAGACUUUUCUUUAGAUUACCAUGUGGCAGGAGGCACGGCUCGCUGGCAUUGUAUGUGUAGUUCAACGGUGUUAAUCAGAGCAGUUGAUGGCCCCUUCACUGCCACUCAUACUGGGGAAAACCCUGCUUGAAACAUAUCAUAGCAAACUUUUACUGCAGUUAAAUAGACAUGCUUGCAAUAAUUGUAGGCUCUUGUGGCGCCACAAGAGAUGCAGGUUCGUGUGAAGCUCAAUAUGCACAGCCAUGGGAAAAAAAAAAAGAAAGCUAUGAAUUGAAAGUAUUACAAAUGAGUGACUAGUCGGCGAGCACAGGUGCACGCAACACAGGUCUGGCUGUUUGAAAAUUUAAUAGGAAGCUUGGAAAUCAUACCAGAUGCAAAUAUGGCACAGAAAAAGUAGCACUACUAUUUUAAGGUCUGUGGAGAACUUGUUAGGUAAAUAAUUAAGAUGGACAGGACAAAUUGAUAUGCAAGAUUGUAGGCCAUGGAAAUAUGUUUGAAUGGGAGAAAUGCAGCAAAAGGAAAUGUGUCACUGAAUGGAGCACACUAGUUUCAAUGGUAGCAUGUGAAUGCAGCUAAAGGACUCGCAGGUUGAAAACCUUGAAUCGUCAAGAAUUGUUUGUUCGCUAUGCCCACUCGUGUAUUGGUUCUACAUUUUAAAAAAUUCAGAAGUAAUGUGUUAUUUUGCUUGUGACUCAGGCAUUUAUCUUUCUUGUGCAUAAUGUGCACUUAAUGAACAGAAAGAUGCCAGUGCAUCUCAGAUCAACUAAUAAGCCUUUAUUGGCUCAUCAAUAGAUUAGACACAGUUCUCUCAGGGGUACAACAGCUGCGCGAAUUGCGCCAAUUUGAUACAAUUUCUGAUUGUUGCACCGAGCUGUGCUAAAACCGUGAAAUUUGCUAAAAUGAAAUUUUGAAAUUUGCCAAAAUGCUCAGGCAGCCUCAAAAUUUUAUAAGGUUCGCUUAUUUCAGAGAGAAAUGCAGGCCAUGUCGGCCACCUACAGUUUGCGCCAUCAGUCAAAGCACGCAGACGCCAACUAUAGUGCCUAGAAUAUACUUAAAUUAUUCUAGGCACCUGCCCAUGCUCGCGAGACGUGAUCGACCAGAUAAAGUAACAACGUUGCGCGCCCAUCGGUACUCUGGCCGCAGCGGAUACUUACUGGCUGGACGACUGAACUUCAAGACAAAGAUGCGUUGCUGUUGCCACCAACGCUUUGUGGGAAAUGUAAAUUUCCUAGUCUAAAAAUGCGGCUAUGGCUUGUUAGAAACUAAACCUGGAAGCGUAUGCUGCGUUUUCCUCGUGCGAGCAAGCUCGACGUGCUGUGAACGCUGGUGUUACCAGCGACCACGUUGAUUGCCUUAGCAGUGGCACAUAAAACAGCUUUUUUUUUACCCACUCUCUUGAAGUUGCGUCGUCCCUUUCACGUACCUGGCAAUAAAUAUCUGGUACCGUCAACGGGCGUGCGCCAUUGUUACUUUACCUCGUCGAAUGCGCCUUGCAAGGCAGCUGAGGCGGCACUUAACUCCGCGGUGAAACAAAAAAAAAAACUCGAAAAGGCGGCAAGUGGGGUGGGGGGAGGGAGGAUGUAGCGGUAAGAAAAUUUCUUCACUUAGGUUCUAAUGCUGUUUGAGCCACCUUCGCCGCAGUACAGCGGUGCCAUGCAGAAAGGCAUAUUGAGGUUUAGAAGGGGCUGUUAGUGUUAGUGGGACAUUGCACAUUUUGCUUCAUAAUUCUUAGUACCAGUAUAAUCACUGACAUCUAAAUAAGCUACAGGCAAUCACUUGAACUAAACGGUGGGCCAGUUUUUUUUUUGUCGCCACCCCAACUCUUUGGUAUUACGAAUCUUCCAAAUUUCGAGGUCGCAUGCUUGGCAGAUCAAUAUUUAAAUUUGCGGAAUCUGUCAAGUGAUUUGACAGGUGCAGCAAAUGCUAAUGUGGAGUUUAUCAUUGUUUGCUCAAGUGGGUGGUUCAAAAUACUACUUUCAUUGAAAUAGCAGCGCUCGUUUUUCACACUGUGCGAUUUAGGUGACGUUGAAUAAUUUAUGCAUUUUUUUAAAUGUAAGCCUCCUUUUUUAUACUGCUCCAAAUGUGGUCUUUCAUGAUAAAAAUGCACGUUUUUUUUUCCCCACAACCUGCUCCAAAAGUAACAUUUUGCUGCUCCAAAAAUUGCUCCAAAUUGUGUUUCGGCUGUUGCACCCUGGUUCUCUCUUUGUCCUUGCCCUUUCAGCUGCAACUACACAGUACUAACACUGUGACAUGCACUGUAAAAUAAUUGUACUACUGUGAUGAUAUUUCUGAGUGAGUCAUAGAAGCCAGUCAAUUUUUCACACGGCUCUAUAGUUCCUUAUUCGCAUUUGAUUUACCUAUUCUGUAUACUAGUAUUAUGCAAGACAACAUAAAGGUUGUAGGGGUGGUUGCACUUUUUCAUAGUGCAGGUUAUGAAGCCAAGAUGCUACCAGACUUCUUAGUGCUCCAUUUGGUGACUCAUUGCGGUGGGGUAUAUUUAUAGAAUUUCUUAAUUAUACCCGCAUGAAUCUUUGAAAAUUAAUGAGUGUGUCUGCAAUGGCUGUUAUGUCACAAACAUCCUUCUUGAUCGUUGGAAAGACAUUGUGCUUGCUGAUUGCACCAUUCACAUGUUUGAAGUGUGUGGCAAACUUUGGAUAUUGUGAAGUUUUCUUUUGAUUUUAUACCUUUGUGUACUGCUCUGAAGUGCCAUAUUGAUUUAGUGAACCUGACGUUUAACCAAACUUGCACUUUUGGCAGCUGUAUAUGCUAAAGAUUGUGCUUUGGCAGACUGGGUUCACUAUGACUUCUUUUUAAAAAAUUUACAGUCAGCUAUCCGGUUGUUACAGUACAAUUGUUGGAACAGGGAGUUGAAAGUCUUCAUUUUGUUUAUAGCAAGCCUCACCAUUCAUCUGACUCCCUCUAACACCUCAUUUCUGUUAUGUAUAAAAGUGCUUCAGCUUUAAAUUAGCACAGAAAAGCCUAGUACACUGGCUUUGCAGUGAGCAUGAAUAAUUUAUUUAUCACUAGUGCCUUCCUGUUUUUCAUUUUGUUUUUCGAGAAGGUAAUUUGAAAUAGAAUCUCUGUAGUAUUUAUUUAUUUUAUAGAGGAACCUGAGUGCUUUUAUGGGAUAACUUGUGUUUUCAAACAAAUGGCACGCUCGUAUAUAAUUGGCAGUCAUAACCAUUUGUGGGUAUCAUAUUUGUUUGUGUACUUGGUGCAGGUGUUACUUCAGCAUAAUGCACCUAUACUGAACACUUUCAGAAUGGCUUAGAGUACUGGUUGUUUCCACACUUAUGGAUUCCAGGUCGCUUUUAAAAAUUUUUACGUCUUCAUGUAUGCAGGAGCUGCCGGAAACAAAUUUCUGUGUCAGUUCCUUGAAAAUGUAUGGUAUGGAAAUGCACUACACUGCUGUCUAUGAAUAGACUAGUUGCCUCCAUUUCAAACUUUAUGUCCAAGUCACAAAGACACUUUUCAAAAAUUUUCAAGGACAUUAUAGUUUUUUUUAUAGGCCAAUGUGUAUUAUGCCGAUUGUGAAAGUUGAUUCUAGAGAAGCGUGGCUAUCAGCAGCUGAGGCUCAUAUUCGCCCUGCCAAAGCCCUCCACUUACUUUCAUCACACCUAGACGCCAUUGUACCAGAAUACCCAUGUUUGCCCCCACUUAACAUAGGGAUGGAAUCGACAAAGUGGUGCAGUGUUAGCCCGUGGCAUUUCCUUGCUUAGCUACUUUUGAGAAAGCGAGAACAAGUCUUCCCUCUUUCAAGGGAAGUUCUUAUAGUUUGCAUUAGUCAGAAGAUGGCUACAGGAUUUGCUGCUGGUGUUUUGUCGUGAGUCCAUUACUUGCCUAUUUCCUGAUAGUUAUAGAGAGUAAUGUGGAGAUUCUAUGCUCAUGUGUGUUGUACCUCGAGAGAUUCACUCGAGGAGACAUGGUACUGCUUUUGCACUUGCUUGUAAUCUUGUGAAGUACAAUUUUGUUACUAAUAUAUACUAAAGCAGCAUAUCUACAGCAUGCACGCUGUGUGCCAAGUUUAUGAAGUGCUCAUCCUCCCUUGCUGAAGAUCUUUGUUACUUGUGCUUCAUCAUUGUAGUACUUCACUUUCUAGUGCACAUAUAUUAUAGUCAUUUAUGCAUGCUGCAUUGCUUGUAAGGGUAUUUGAUUGCUUUGUGCAGAUCAGAGCGUUGUUAGGAUGUUAUUGUGGAGAGUGGCUGGGUUGGAUUCUUCUACAACUGUGUGCUUGUAUGUGUGUGUUUGUAUAUACGGUUGUAUGUGUACAACAGAUACAAACUGACAUUUUGGGAGGAGGAAGGGGGAGUUUGACCCCACCCCCCAAUUAAUUGGCUAUACCUGUGGUGCAGAUCAUCACAUUACUGAAUUAAAAAUUUUGUUUGGCUACACAUAAGCACCAAGUCUAAAAAGCACCUUUUCUGACUCAUUGUUUUCUAUCUACUGCAGGCGGGUUGUGUUGCGACUACUUUCACAAUGUAAAUAUGGAUGAUGGUGUAGCAAGCUUUCAUACUGGAUGUUUUUGCACUUUCAUAUGUGAGAAAUUGUCGCAGCCAUAGUUUUGAAUACGAUUAUCCCAUGCCAUUCAUUGCUUUGUGUGGUAUGGCUAUCAUCAAUUGAUGUUUUAAUAAAAGUGUGCUUGACGUGCUGCUGUGGCAUAAAUGUACAGAUUUUGUAACUGCAGCUCUCACAGUUGUGGAAAUCAUUGAGGUCAUCAAAGAUUGAAAUGUGCUUGUUAAUGUUAGCCACCAGAUUUUGCAACCCCAUCCCACUAAAUUUUAAAGAAAAUUCGAAUGCGACAUAAGCUCUGUUUGUGAGGAUUUCUCUUUUUAUCUGUGAAGAUUGUUGACCAUCACAUUUUUGUAUAUUUUCUGAGCAGAGAAAAUGUGUUGGGAUGCCUAGCACAAUAUCGGACUCAGAAAGAGUGUUAUUUAAGGUGUGAAAUAAAAUUGAGCCAAGUUGAACACCUAA
This is a messenger RNA of Rhipicephalus microplus (southern cattle tick), 8158 nucleotides long. RefSeq names its product transcription factor Sp1-like. Gene Ontology annotation, molecular function: DNA-binding transcription factor activity, RNA polymerase II-specific; RNA polymerase II cis-regulatory region sequence-specific DNA binding. The record is from RefSeq and is a predicted model, not a curated record. Gene Ontology annotation, biological process: regulation of transcription by RNA polymerase II. NCBI's taxonomy places the organism in Eukaryota, Metazoa, Arthropoda, Arachnida, Ixodida, Ixodidae.